Messenger RNA from Pezoporus flaviventris, 1356 nucleotides. RefSeq names its product ubiquitin carboxyl-terminal hydrolase 42-like. Gene Ontology annotation, cellular component: cytosol; nucleus. Lineage: Eukaryota; Metazoa; Chordata; Aves; Psittaciformes; Psittacidae. The transcript is spliced from 12 exons. Bases 1 to 1356 code for a protein of 451 amino acids. The record is from RefSeq and is a predicted model, not a curated record. Gene Ontology annotation, molecular function: cysteine-type deubiquitinase activity; cysteine-type endopeptidase activity. Gene Ontology annotation, biological process: regulation of apoptotic process; protein deubiquitination.
AUGACUUUAAAGAGAGUAUCUUCAGUAUUUAAAAACCUGUCACAACCUGAGGAAGAUGCAGAGAAAGCACCGACAGGUUCUGUGUAUUCUAGAGCCUCUGAAAAACCUAAGCCUUUUGGCCAGGAAGAGCAAAUCGUUAACGAUGGAAUUGCCCCACCACGUAAAAUUCUUUUUCCACCUGAGAAAAUCUGCAUGGAUUGGCAACAGCCACUGAACGUUGGAGUUGGACUGUGGAAUCUGGGCAAUACGUGUUACCUUAAUGCUACUUUACAAUGUUUGACGUACACACCUCCUCUGGCCAAUUACAUGCUGUCUCUUGAACACAGCAAGUCAUGUCACGAAAAAGGCUUCUGUAUGAUGUGUACAUUGGAAGCUCACGUUAACCAGGCCCUGUGUUUCUCUAAUAAUGCUAUCAAACCUAUAUCUGUUAUCAAUGGCCUUAAAAGUAUAGGAGAACAUUUCUGUUACGGCAGUCAAGAGGAUGCACAUGAAUUCUUGUCCUUCACUGUUGAUGCUUUGCAGAGAGCUUGCUUGAAUGGAAGCACCACAUGGGACACAUCUUCUCAAGCCACUACACUUAUUUAUCAAAUAUUUGGAGGAUACCUAAGAUCCCAAGUAAAAUGCUUGAACUGCAAAGCCGUUUCGGACAGGCACGAGCCAUUCCUCAGUAUUACUUUGGAUAUAGAGACCGUUACGUCUCUCACUGCGGCUCUAGAACAGUUUGUGAAACCUGAACAACUGGACGGAGUAAACAGCUAUAAGUGUAGCAAGUGCGAAAACAUGGUUCCUGCCUCCAAGAGGUGCACGAUACAUCGCUCCUCCAAAGUUCUCAUCGUAUCACUGAAAAGAUUUGCAGAUUUUACUGGUGGCAAGAUCAACAAGGAUGUGGAAUACCCUGAAUAUUUGGAUCUUCGAGCAUAUAUGUCCCAGUCAAGGGGAGAACCACUCAUGUAUUCUUUAUACGCAGUUCUUGUUCAUUCUGGUUUCAGCUGCAAUGCAGGACACUAUAUCUGCUUCAUAAAGGCCGGCAAUGGGUUUUGGUAUCGAAUGAAUGAUGCCAUAGUGGAGCGUUCCGAUAUCAAAACGGUUCUCAAUCAGCAAGCUUAUUUACUUUUUUAUAUCAGGCGCUACGAUUUGACAGUUGGAGAACGUGGUUUUUACUUACCAGCAACUUCUUAUCCCCAUUCAUUCCUUGGUCAGCGGGGGCCUAAUAGUAAGCAGGCUGGAUUUAUGGGAGCACGGCUUCCUCCUCGUAUGAUUAAGAUACCUGUAGCUGAGUCACCGAUUCCUCAAGAAAUAGUCUUAGAAUCCCUGGCCUACAGCCACCUGAACAGGUUGGCAGAGAAAACAAGGUAA